CAGGAUUCUUGGCGCUCGCGUAUAGUACUCAGUACUGGCGCCUUUGAAAUCAACAAACACAAACAACGCGUCGUCUUUAACACCAUGUCUACAGCAUACACCUUCCAGUCUCCGUCUGUCACGCUCGAAAAAGGCGCGUACCGAAUGCGCGCACCACGCAGCUCGCGACCAGGUUCUUCCCUCAGCCAAAGCCUACUGAGCGCCAAACAACCGCCAUCCCACUCCCCAAACAGAAAACUCGCGAUCCUCAUCGCCGUACUAGCAUUUGCAUCAGUCGCAUGCUUUUUCUUCGCGUAUCACUUAUUUACCACCAGCAAACCCACCCGCUCCUGAGACCAAAUAUCUCGCCUACUUCCCCUACAGCGGAUUAUACAACCGACGCAUCGCACUCGAGAACGAGCUCGUACUCGCUCAACAACUUAAUC
Molecule: messenger RNA, 425 nt
Organism: Suillus subalutaceus
Lineage: Eukaryota; Fungi; Basidiomycota; Agaricomycetes; Boletales; Suillaceae
Exons: 2
Coding region: 85-333 (82 amino acids)
Source: RefSeq, a predicted model, not a curated record